GCCACAGGCCUUAUGUGCCUUGGCUAUUUGUUUCAUGUCUGCGGUUUUAGCAGCCGCUGAUGGAGACUAUUAUGCAUCUCCACCACCUUCACCUUAUAUCUAUAAAUCUCCGCCACCACCAUCAUACAUCUACAAGUCAACUCCACCGCCGUCAUAUGUUUACUCGUCACCGCCACCGCCGCCUUAUAUUUAUAAAUCUCCUCCACCACCACCUUAUGUAUACUCAUCUCCACCUCCACCACCUUAUAUUUACAAGUCUCCUCCGCCUCCACCCUAUGUCUAUAAAUCUCCCCCGCCACCUCCUUAUGUGUAUAAGUCACCACCUCCGCCUCCUUACAUUUACAAGUCACCUCCACCACCGCCUUAUGUUUAUAAAUCUCCUCCUCCACCGCCUUAUGUUUACAAGUCCCCUUCACCGCCGCCUUAUAUUUAUUCUUCACCACCACCACCACCAUCACCAUAUGUCUAUAAAUCUCCUCCCCCACCUCCCUAUGUUUACUCUUCCCCUCCACCACCUCCGUACAUUUACAAGUCUCCUCCUCCACCACCCUAUGUUUACUCUUCUCCUCCACCAUCGCCUUACAUUUACAUGUCUCCACCACCACCUCCAUAUGUGUACUCUUCUCCACCACCACCUCCCUAUCUUUACAAGUCUCCACCACCACCACCAUACGUUUACAAAUCUCCUCCUCCACCAUCAUACAUCUAUUCUUCCCCUCCACCACCUCCUUAUGUUUACAAAUCUCCUCCACCACCACCAUAUGUUUAUAAGUCACCUCCUCCACCUCCUUAUAUUUAUAAAUCUCCUCCACCACCACCAUAUGUUUAUAAGUCACCUCCUCCACCACCCUAUAUUUAUAAGUCACCUCCUCCACAUCAUUAUGUUUACAAAUCUCCUCCACCACCACCAUAUGUUUAUAAGUCUCCUCCUCCACAUCCCUAUAUUUAUAAGUCACCUCCUCCACCUCCUUAUGUUUAUAAGUCUCCACCACCACCUCCUUACGUUCAUAAGUCUCCUCCUGCAUAUGUUUACUCUUCUCCUCCACCAUCACCAUAUGUUUAUAAGUCUCCUCAUCCACCUCCCUAUGUUUAUUCAUCUCCACCACCACCUCCUUACAUUUAUAAGUCUCCUCCUCCACCCCAAUAUGUUUAUUCAUCUCCACCACCACCACCUUAUGUAUAUAAGUCCCCUCCACCACCUCCUUAUAUUUAUAAACCACCACCACCACCAUACAUUUACAAGUCUCCUCCCCCACCUCCAUACAUCUAUUCUUCUCCUCCGCCACUUCCCUUUGUUUACUCAUCUCCACCACCACCUCCUUAUGUUUAUAAAUCUCCUCCUCCACCUCCUUACGUGUAUUCUUCCCCUCCACCACCUCCUUAUAUUUACAAGUCUCCUCCACCACCUCCCUAUAUUUACUCAUCUCCACCGCCACCUCCCUAUGUUUACAAGUCUCCACCUCCACCACCCUAUAUUUACAAGUCUCCACCACCACCUCCUUAUGUUUACAAGUCUCCUCCACCGCCUCCAUACGUUUACUCAUCUCCACCACCUCCUCCCUACAUUUACAAGUCUCCACCACCACCGCCUUACGUAUAUAAGUCUCCUCCACCACCGCCUUACAUUUACAAGUCUCAACCACCCCCUCCCUAUGUCUAUUCUUUACCUCCACCACCACCUUAUGUUUAUAAGUCUCCACCUCCACCUCCUUACAUUUACAAGUCUCCACCACCACCUCCUUAUAUUUACAAGUCUCCUCCACCACCACCUCCUUAUGUUUACAAGUCCCCUCCACCACCUCCUAUUGUAUAUUAA
Messenger RNA from Impatiens glandulifera, 1816 nucleotides. RefSeq names its product extensin-2-like. Gene Ontology annotation, biological process: plant-type cell wall organization. The record is from RefSeq and is a predicted model, not a curated record. Bases 35 to 1816 code for a protein of 593 amino acids. Gene Ontology annotation, molecular function: structural constituent of cell wall. Lineage: Eukaryota; Viridiplantae; Streptophyta; Magnoliopsida; Ericales; Balsaminaceae. The transcript has a single exon.